This is a messenger RNA of Ornithodoros turicata, 998 nucleotides long. RefSeq lists its product as uncharacterized. The record is from RefSeq and is a predicted model, not a curated record. The coding region runs from base 1 to 600 and encodes 199 amino acids. The transcript has 3 exons. Lineage: Eukaryota; Metazoa; Arthropoda; Arachnida; Ixodida; Argasidae.
AUGCCGCCAUCUCUUCCAAAUUCAAAUGUGCUCGACGCCGCGGUGCAGACUGUUUCGUGUGGGACCCUGUGCACAUCCUGCAACAUUUUGCACAGAAAAGUGGACACACUGACGCAACGCAUACAGGAACUGGAAGGUGCCAACAAGGAGCUUUCUGCACAGUUGGCAGAGCAACACAAUGUGUAUCUGAUGCCAGAGAAUAAGCUUGCAUUCUAUACAGGCAUUCCCAAGGCAACAUUCCUUGCACUACUGGCUGCUGUUGUAGCCUGCCUUCCACCAGCACACACAAAGAUGCCACAUUCUGCUCAGCUCCUCAUGGUCUUAAUGAAAUUGAGGCUGGCACUCACAUACCAAGACUUGGCAUAUCGCUUCAACAUCCACAGACAUACUGUCAGCUCCAUCUUUAAACUGUGGAUAGGACCCCUUUCAUCGCUGUGUGCCAACCUCAUCACCUUUCCAAGUCCCUCAGUCGCACAAAGCUGGCUAACAAAGAAGGAGAGAAAGAAAUUCCCACGGUUGCGUGCUAUCAUAGAUUGCACAGAGGUGAAGGUGUCACGGCCAUACAACCUGGAUACACAGCAAGUUGUCUGGAGAAAUUAGAAACAGACUACAACACUGAAGUACCUGGUUUGUGUGAAUAACCUAGAGGCAGUGUCCUUCAUUUCCAAGGCCUACGGGGGCAGAAUAUCAGAUAAGUCCAUUACACUCAAAAGCGGUAAGUGUCACUCUUCGAUUGUUUCUGUCUACUGCUUAAUACGUGAUACUAUGGCCAUGUACUCUGACAGAGUAUGAAUUCAUAAGAGAUCUUUGACUCAACUGGUAGGAGACAGUAGUCGAAAAGGCCAGUCGGGAGCAGGGACCAAUCUGGAGCUCCACUUCUGACCGGCCUUUUCAACCACUGCCACUCUUUACAGUUAAUUACAUUGCUGGGAUUGCUGCAGGGACAUUUGUUGGUAUCAGUUCUACUGUAUGCCUUCCAGCCUCAGCACAACUAGUGA